This is a messenger RNA of Cuculus canorus (common cuckoo), 1958 nucleotides long. RefSeq names its product polo like kinase 1 (gene PLK1). Gene Ontology annotation, biological process: protein phosphorylation; regulation of cytokinesis; mitotic cell cycle. Bases 201 to 1955 code for a protein of 584 amino acids. Gene Ontology annotation, cellular component: cytoplasm; spindle pole; nucleus. Gene Ontology annotation, molecular function: ATP binding; protein serine/threonine kinase activity; protein binding. Lineage: Eukaryota; Metazoa; Chordata; Aves; Cuculiformes; Cuculidae. The transcript is spliced from 10 exons. The record is from RefSeq and is a predicted model, not a curated record.
AGCCCUCUGCUGUGCUGUGGCCCCGCCCCUUCCCUCCGUCGUAGCCCCGCCUCCUGGGCGUGUCCCGUCUCGCAGUGGGCGGGGAGCUCCCAUGGUGCCCCGCGGCGCGGCGUGGAUUUUAAACGGCGGCAGCCAAUGGGCAUCGCCCGUAACGCCCCGGCCCCGUUUGAAUCGCGCGGCGCCCCUGCUCCGCACCCGCCAUGAGCGCGGCCGGCCGGGCGGCGCGGCCCGCGGGCCCUACGGCCCCCAAGGAGGUGCCCAAAGUACUGGUGGAUCCACGGAGCCGCCGCAGCUUCGUGCGCGGGCGGUUCCUGGGCAAGGGCGGCUUCGCGCGGUGCUACGAGCUGGCUGAGAGCGAGAGCCGCGAGGUGUUCGCGGGGAAGGUGGUGCCCAAGUCGCUGCUGGUGAAGCCGCAUCAGAAAGAGAAGAUGUCCAUGGAGAUCGCCAUCCACCGCAGCCUCGCCCACCGGCACGUCGUCGGCUUCCACGGCUUCUUCGAGGACGCCGACUUCGUCUACGUCGUCUUGGAGCUCUGUCGCCGCAGGUCGCUGCUGGAGCUGCACAAGCGUCGGAAGGCACUGAGCGAGCCUGAGGUGCGGUACUACCUGCGCCAGACCAUCCUGGGCUGCCAGUACCUGCAUGAGCACCGUGUCAUCCACCGUGAUCUCAAGCUGGGCAAUCUCUUCCUCAGUGACGAUAUGGAGGUGAAGAUCGGUGACUUUGGCCUGGCCACCAAAGUGGAGUACGAUGGUGAGCGCAAGAAAACCCUGUGUGGAACCCCCAACUACAUCGCCCCAGAGGUGCUGGGCAAGAAGGGGCACAGCUUUGAGGUGGACAUCUGGUCCAUCGGCUGCAUCAUGUACACUCUGCUUGUGGGGAAACCGCCUUUUGAAACAUCUUGCCUAAAAGAAACCUACAUCCGAAUCAAGAAGAACGAGUAUACGAUUCCCAAGCACAUCAACCCUGUAGCUGCUAACCUCAUCCAGAAGAUGCUGAGGUCUGACCCUGCCACGCGCCCCACUAUCAACGAGCUGCUGAACGACGAGUUCUUCACAUCGGGCUACAUCCCCAGCCGCUUGCCCACCAGCUGCCUCACUGUGGCACCUCGGUUUUCAAUCGCUCCCAGUGCCCUGGAGCCGAGUGGGCGGAAGCCACUGUCCGCACUUAACAAAGGACCAGACAGCCCCGCGCCAGAGAACUUACCUGAAAAGGAAGAUGUAGCCGGGCUGCGGGAGCUGGGGGAUGCUGUCGACUGUCACUUAGCUGACAUGCUCCAGCAGCUGACUGCAGUCAACUCGGCCAAGCCCUCCGAGAAGGUGGCUGUGAGACAAGAAGAAGCUGAAGACCCAGCAUGCAUUCCCAUCUUCUGGGUUAGCAAAUGGGUGGACUACUCAGAUAAAUACGGUCUAGGUUACCAGCUGUGUGACAACAGCGUUGGAGUGCUCUUCAAUGACUCCACACGUCUUAUUAUGUACAACGACGGGGACAGCUUGCAGUACAUCGAGCAGAAUGGCACAGAGUCCUACUUCACUGUGAGAUCCUACCCCUCUGCCUUGAACAAGAAGAUAACACUACUGAAAUACUUCCGGAACUAUAUGAGCGAGCACUUGCUGAAGGCGGGUGCUAACAUCACGCCACGGGAAGGAGAUGAGCUGGCCCGUUUACCCUACCUCUGCACUUGGUUCCGGACCCGCAGCGCCAUCAUCCUGCACCUCAGCAAUGGCACUGUGCAGAUCAACUUCUUUCAGGACCACACCAAAGUCAUCCUGUGCCCCCUCAUGGCUGCUGUCACGUACAUAGAUGAGAAACGGGACUUCCGCACAUACAAGCUGAGUCUCAUCGAGGAACACGGAUGCUGCAAGGAGCUGGCCAGCCGGCUCCGCUAUGCUCGCACCAUGGUGGAAAAGCUCCUUGGUUCAAAGUCUGCCUCAAAUCGGGCAAAAUCCUCUGCUUAGACC